Messenger RNA from Monoraphidium neglectum, 2838 nucleotides. RefSeq names its product serine/threonine-protein kinase TTK/MPS1. Gene Ontology annotation, cellular component: nucleus; kinetochore; spindle. The coding region runs from base 1 to 2838 and encodes 945 amino acids. Gene Ontology annotation, biological process: protein localization to kinetochore; peptidyl-serine phosphorylation; chromosome segregation. The transcript has 16 exons. Lineage: Eukaryota; Viridiplantae; Chlorophyta; Chlorophyceae; Sphaeropleales; Selenastraceae. Gene Ontology annotation, molecular function: protein serine/threonine/tyrosine kinase activity; protein serine/threonine kinase activity; ATP binding. The record is from RefSeq and is a predicted model, not a curated record.
AUGCUUGCGCAGGACCCGCGGGGCCACGAUGCCGGCUCAGGCGCCUGGCCAGCCGCUGGCGCUGCCCAUGCGCCCGCCACCGACGUGGCGCCGCAGCCCACUUGGCUGGCCGACCUCGAGUCAUACCUCGCCACGUCUUUCGUGCCCUCCGAGGGCCGCCAUGACCUCGCCGCCGCGGUCCGCGCGGCCCCGUCAGCGCCCGCCACGUGGCUGGCGUUCCUCUCCGCCGAGGAGGCCGCGGGCGGCGGCGCGCUCGCGGGCGGGCUGACGGGCGGCCUGGCGGUUGGGGGCGGCGGCGGCGGCGGCGGCGUCAGCUUGUACCACCUAUACUACUGGGCAACGCAGCUGGUGCCGCGCGCAAAGCACCAAGGGGACGAGGAGUACGUCCGGCUGUGGCUCGGCUAUGCGCGGCAGCAGUGGGCGCGCAGCCCCGACGACGCGCGCGACACGUUCAAGACGCUGCGCAACAGCGCCAUCGGCGCCGCGAGUGCGCACCUGUACGCUGACUGGGCGGGCCUGGAGUAUGCAGCCGGCAACGUGUCUCGUGCGUUGGGGAUCCUGUCAAAGGGGUACAAGGGAGGCGCGCAGCCCGUCAGGCAUCGGCGGCGACGCGACCGCGCGCAGCGCGACGGCCGGCCGGUCGUCUGGCAGCAGCGGCGGGCGCGCCCCCAGCCGCCCGGCCUCGAGCCGCCGCACCCGCCGGCCGCCGUGGGUGGGCCGCAGCAGCACCCCGCCCUGGCGCCCUCCAGCCAAGGCGGCAGCCAAGGGGGCAGCCAGGGCGGCAACCAGGGGGGCGGCGGCAACACCACCGGAACUAUCGGCCUGAAGCGCUUCGGCUUCAAGAGCCGCGCGCUCAGGGUUGGCGGCGCCGCGGACCAGGCGACUCCCGCGCCGUCUGACGGCGCCGGCGCGCCGCGGCAGCAACACGGCGCCCCUUGCCAGCCGACCGACGCUCACGGGGGCCACACGCUUGGCGCGAGCGCCGCGGCGGCGCUGCAGACUGCGGUUGCACCAGGGGCGGCGGACGAGGACGGGGACGCGGGCCAUGGGCGCAAGCGGCGAGCGGGCGCGGACGCGCCGCCAGCGGCCGUGGGCGAAAAAGCCGCCGCCUUGCUGGCGCAGCAGCGGCCCCCGCCCGCGGCCGUUGCGGCCGCCGCGGCAGCCGCCCCCGCCGCCGCAGCAGGGUCUAUCGACGACAGCGACGACAGCGUGCCCUUAGUCAUGGGGAAGCUGGCGGCGCGGCUGGACCCCGGGCGCGGCACGCUCGUCGCCUCGCACACGCACAGCCACAUGCAGCCGCGGCGGACGCCCCUCGAUUUGCAGGAGGCGGCGCCCGGCCCUGGGCCGAACGGGCGCCAGGCAGGCGAGUCGGUUGGCGAGGGCGGCGGGCGGCGGGCGGGGCCGGCGGAGGGGCGGCUGCCCUCGUCGCUGGAGGUGGCGCCCGUGGCGGCGCCGGAUGGCGCGGGUGGCGGGCGGCGGCCUGUGCCCGCUUAUGGCGACCGCGGCACCGGCAGUGGUGCAGGCGAGGGUGUUGCAGCAGCUGGUUUCGAGGUCGUCCCAAGCACAAUCGUCCUGCCGGCCACCAAGGCGGCGGCAGUGCCGCCCACGAUGGUGCUGCCUGCCCCUGGGGCGGGACGCGGCCCCUGCGACGGCGCGUCCGUGGCGCCGCCUGCGCCCCUGAGUAGGGCGCCAGCCGAGGCCGCCGGCAGGGGUGCGGCGGCGGCGGCGGCGACACAGCAGCAGCGGCCGGCGGUGGGGGCGGCUGCUGUGGAGCAGCAGCGGCCAGCCAGGCAGCCGCUGAGGCCUGUUCUGCAAGCGGUGGAUCCGCAGCCGAGCGAGGGGCAGCGAUUACAUGCAGACGCGGCGAAACCCAAGCCGGCGCCCUGCGCUGCCCCGCAGCAGCAGCGGCAGCAGCAGGAGCAGCAGCCGCCGCCGCAGCAGCAGGCGCAGCGGCCGCAGCCACCGCCACAGCAGCAGCAGGCUCAAGCGCAGGCGCGUGCGCCGCCGGAGCAGCAGCAGGCGCAUGCGCAGCAGCAACCCUCACAGCAGCCCCUCGCGCAGCCGCCACCGCCGGCUGCGGUGCAGCAGCAGCAGGCGCAGCAGCAGCAGCAGCAGCAGCAGCAGCAGCAGCAGCAGCAGCAGCAGCAGGAGCCGCCAGCGCAGAAGCGCGCACGAGAGGACGCGCACACUGUGUACGUGCAGGGGGUGCGGUACACGAAGCUGGAGUGUGUGGGGCGCGGCGGCAGCAGCAAGGUCUUCAAGGUCAUGGGGCCCAACUGCAAGAUCUUUGCGCUCAAAAGGAUUCGGCUGCAGGGGCGCGACGUCGAGGCCGCGGCGGGGUUCAUUGAUGAAAUCAACCUGCUGAACCGCCUCAAGGGCAAGCAGAACAUCAUCCAGCUCGUAGACGCGCAGGUGUUCACCGACGAAGGGCUGGUGUACAUGGUGCAGGAGUAUGGGGAGAUCGACCUCGCGCGCCUUCUGGCAAAGCACGAGGCGACGCGGCGGCAUCGACGAGAAUUUCAUCCGGCUCUACUGGCAGCAGAUGCUGCAGGUGCCGUGGCCACUGUCCACGAGCUGCGCAUCGUCCACAGCGACCUCAAGCCGGCCAACUACCUGCUGGUGGAGGGCCAGCUGAAGCUCAUCGACUUUGGCAUAGCAAAGGCCAUCGGGGGGGACACCACGUCCAUUGCGCGGGAGUCACAAGUGGGCCGUCCAAGCGACAUCUGGUCCCUGGGCUGCAUUCUGUACCAGAUGGUCUACGGGCGCACCCCCUUUGCCGACCUGCCCUUCAUCCCGAAGAUGCACGCCAUCUGCGACGCGCGGCACGCCGUCAAGUAG